AUGGCUUUAAUUUCUAGUUUCGGAAUAGCCUUUCUAUUAUGCCUUAUUCUUGGGUGCAGUAGUGCAGAGGAGAAGCUCUUCAAUGUCCAAUCCUAUGGUGCUAUAGCAGAUGGAAAGACAGAUAAUAGUAAGGCAUUGUUGAGUACUUGGAAGGAUGCAUGCCAAUGGAAUGGAACAGCCAAAUUCUUGAUACCUUCAGGGGAAUACAUGGUAUAUGCUGCAAAUUUUAUCGGGCCAUGCAGUGGAUCCAUGAUCUUCCAAAUCCAAGGAGUUGUUAAAGCUGCAACAGAUCCUUCUCUAUUCUGCAAUUCCACUUGGAUUUCCUUUCAAUAUGUGAAUGGCUUAGAGAUUGAAGGAGGCGGAACUUUAGAUGGACAAGGAGCUUCAGCUUGGCCUUAUUUUGAUACUUCCAAGAAUUCUAAUUGCCCAACCCUUCCUAUUUUUCGCCGUAAAAGUGCAUUUACCAUAUUACUCAAUCAUAGAAGUAUAGCAAAUCAAAAAAUAGUGACAUUACAAAAUUUCUUUCACCAUUUACGUGGUUACAAAAUACUUCUUUUUGUGGUUAUAAUGUGA
Molecule: messenger RNA, 573 nt
Organism: Nicotiana attenuata
Lineage: Eukaryota; Viridiplantae; Streptophyta; Magnoliopsida; Solanales; Solanaceae
Product: exopolygalacturonase-like
Exons: 3
Coding region: 1-573 (190 amino acids)
Biological process (GO): carbohydrate metabolic process
Molecular function (GO): polygalacturonase activity
Source: RefSeq, a predicted model, not a curated record